Molecule: messenger RNA, 932 nt
Organism: Tribolium castaneum (red flour beetle)
Lineage: Eukaryota; Metazoa; Arthropoda; Insecta; Coleoptera; Tenebrionidae
Product: serine protease H65
Exons: 4
Coding region: 61-849 (262 amino acids)
Biological process (GO): proteolysis
Molecular function (GO): serine-type endopeptidase activity
Source: RefSeq, a predicted model, not a curated record
UCAAGUACUGUCUUAAACCUAUAAAAGCAAUCUCAAGAUGCUCAUUUCCAAAUUACAAGCAUGAGAUUAACAAUAACUAGUACGAUUUCCUUGUUGUUUGUGGGCUUGACUUUUGGGGCCCCAAGUGUCAAAAUCAUCAACGGGGAUGAUGUCCUGGACAAUAGCUACCCGUACCAAGUGUCCAUCCAGACUGGACUUUUUGCCAACGAGCACCAAUGCGCUGGGACCAUAAUUAGCCCAUCAUGGGUCGUAACAUCGGCCCAUUGCGUCGGAAUUUCACUUCUGGUCUCGCGAGUCGUCGCUGGGACCUUCAAUCUUAGCGAUAUUGACAACAACCCAAACGUACAAAUCCGAAAAAUCGACUUGUACAACGUUAUCAAACACCCCGACUAUAAUGAUAUUUCCAACGACGUUGCUUUGCUGAAAAUGACCCAACCGUUCGAGUUCAAUGACUACGUCAAACCGCUCCAAAUUUCCAAAGUCCGGUGUAUUGCCGAAGACGAAAUGACUGUUUUCACAGGCUGGGGGGCUAAAAAUGACCAAAACCACUUCAACUCGGUCUUACAAGCCGCAAAUAUGUCAGUGAUCCCGUUUGAAGAUUGUUUUAGAUCAUUUAAUAAUGUUUACGGUGACAAUAUUGUGAUUAAAAAAGAAAUGCAUUUUUGUAUCACUGGAAAGGCAGCCCCGUGUUAUUUGGACGCAGGGGGCCCUCUUGUGCAAGACGGAAGACUGAUAGGGCUCCUGACCUGGAUCCCAGCCAUGUGUUCCGAUAACUCAGUCCCAGCGAUUUUUACGAGCACCGGAUACUUUAAGAAUUUUAUCAAGUCUUAUGUUACUGAUCUUUAUUAAUUGUUGUACUGUGAUUAAUUUAUUUUUUGUAUUUUUUUAUAAUAAAUUUGAGUGGGUACACACCAUUUCAAUUAAAACCUCAA